Molecule: messenger RNA, 1448 nt
Organism: Apis mellifera (honey bee)
Lineage: Eukaryota; Metazoa; Arthropoda; Insecta; Hymenoptera; Apidae
Gene: PIG-U
Product: phosphatidylinositol glycan anchor biosynthesis class U protein
Exons: 4
Coding region: 106-1398 (430 amino acids)
Biological process (GO): attachment of GPI anchor to protein; protein localization to cell surface
Cellular component (GO): membrane; GPI-anchor transamidase complex
Source: RefSeq, a predicted model, not a curated record
UAUUAAACAGUAAUUUAAAAAGUAAUUCAAAUACAUAUGUAGUCUGUCUUUUAAAUACCGGUUAUAUCAUACGUAAAUGAUUUAUAAUUUAAAAUAUAAUAUAAAAUGAAGAUAAAAUGGUUAUCAAAUUUUAUAUUAGCCGGUAUUAUUAGAUUUUUAUUAAUGAAUUCUGAAUAUCAAAAAAUCAUUAGUGAUCGUGUGGAAGUUUCUACUGCAUUGAAUUCUUGGAAGAGAGUAACUGAAGGAGUCUAUUUAUAUAACUUUGGCAUUGAUCCUUAUACAGGAGAUUUAUUUCAUGAAACACCCAUUGGAUUAUAUGUUUUUAAUUUCAUACAACAACAUUUACCACAGUCAAUAUUAUUUUGUUUAUUUGUGUUCACUGAUUUAUUAACAGCAUUAUUUCUUGGACUUACAGCAAAACAAUAUGCGACUGAAUUGGUUUUUAAAAAAAAGGAAAAAGAAAAAUUAUGUAAUGAAAAGACAGAAAGCCAUAAUAAUGCUUCAAUAGUAUAUACUUCAAUAAUGUAUGUCUCAGCAGGAUAUUUAUUUAAUCCAUACAUAAUACUUAAUUGUGUAGGACAUACAACAACAGUAUUUACAAAUUUAUUAUAUUCCAUAGCAUUAAUUUCAAUGACAAAAUCUUCUAUAUUUUGGAGUUGUUUAUCAAUUUCUUUAUUAACAUUACAAGGAUUUUAUCCUAUUUCACUCAUAGUACCAGCAAUUAUUUAUAUUGCUCGUUCUGAUAGUAUAAAACAAAAAAGGAAUAUUCUUAAUUUUAUUAUAGUAUUUAUAAGCAUAUUAUUUGGUCUAUUUUAUAUUUGCUAUUAUAUUAUGGGAAAUUGGUCAUUUAUUUGGAAUACAUUUGGCUUUAUUUUAACAGUUCCUGAUUUACGUCCAAAUAUUGGACUGUAUUGGUACUUUUUUACAGAAGUAUUUGAGCACUUUAGAUGGCUUUUCAUUGCUUCUUUUCAAAUAAAUGUUAGUUUAUUAUAUAUAGUACCAUUAGCAUUGAGGUUACGACAUGAUCCAAUGUUACUAGCAUUUUCUUACUUAGCAGUUAUUGCUAUAUUUAAAUCAUAUCCUUGUAUAGGAGAUGUUGGAUUUUAUAUGUCACUUUUACCUCUUUGGAAACAUUUAUUUCAAUAUACACAACAAGGAUUUAUUGUAGGUUGUUUUAUGCUAUUUUGCACAAUUUUUGCACCUACUGUUUGGUAUCAAUGGAUUUAUUCCAGAUCAGCUAAUGCAAAUUUUUAUUUUGGAGUUACAUUAGCAUUUGCUAUAGCACAAAUUUUUUUAGUAACAGAUAUUCUUUUCGCAAGUGUAAAACAUGAAUUUGCUGUGCGUCAUGGUAUUAAUAAGGACGUUAAUGGAAGUAAUACAAAGCUUCUUUUAGAAUAAAAUUGUAUUUUAAAAAAUUUGAUAUUAAAAUUAUUAAUUGAAAUUUUAAA